GACGUAAGAAGCAUGCAGUGGUUUGUGCUUGUCUCGGCUCUGCUGCUACCCGCCUCGAUCUUUGGUACAGCUAGGGGUUUAUGUCCGGCAAACUACGAACGCGCGCUGGAGAGCGGGCCGUGCCUGCGGUUCUCUGCUGAUCGUCAAACCUACCAGGCUGCCCGGCAGAUCUGCGAGGGGGAAGGCGCCCGUUUGGUUGUCAUCAAAGAUGCUGCACUGAACACAUUCAUCGUCGACCGCAUCAAAACCACCCACCGAGCCGAAACUUGGAUAGGACUGGAUGAACUGGCCGGUCCUCCUGGACAGUACACUUGGAGUGACGGCAGCCUGUGGCAACCUGGUGACUUUGCUGACUGGUCUCCCGGACAGCCGGACUUCAUCGGAGAGAAAUGUGUCGAGAUCCGGCCACAGUUCAGCUACGAUUGGAACAACCACGUCUGCAGUGAACUAAAGAACUACGUUUGCGAGGAAGUAUGCGGUACAAAGAAAGGCGUCUGCUCUGCUUGGGGAGAUCCACACUACACCAACUUCGAGGGAACGAAGUAUGAUUUCCAAGGCCCAUGCAGAUACACGUUCACCAAGGACUGUGUAAACGUUAACAGUACCUUUAGUGUGGAAGUACAACAAGAACCAGCCACCUGGAAUCAAGCCGUUUCAAUUGUGCGUGAAGUGUACGUCAUCGCAUACGGAUACGAAAUCGGGAUUCACCAAGGCAAAGUUGUGACGGUGAACGGACCGUCUCGUUUGCCUCCCUUCAACCUAGCAAAUGGCAAGAUCGCGGUCACACUGAGCGGCAACUUCGUCCGAGUAGAGUUGACAGAAUUAUGUGUGGUGAUUUUCUACAGUGGGGUCUGGGACAUUAAGGUGGAGGUUGCAAGUCACUACCGGAAUAGGGUGUGUGGACUGUGCGGUAACUACAACGGUAUACAGAGCGAUGACAAGGAGAUGCCAGAUGGGAACUUCGCCUCGAACUGGAACGAAUUCGGGAAUAGCUGGGUGACCAACACCAAUACUUGUGAUGGGGACCCUCCGACCGGUGAACCUCCAACAGAAGGACCGUGUGACGAGUCGGUCCCGUGCAACCUACUUGAAGAUCAGAGCGGCCCGUUUGCUGUAUGCCAUGAUGUUGUAGAUCCUGGUCCUUAUCUGAAAACCUGCGUCUUCGACACAUGUGCACUGCCGCAAGGAGACUUCCUUUGCGCUAAUCUAGAGGCAUAUUAUGACGCCUGUAUACGCGCAGGCGUGUCUCGUUUCUCUUGGCGAACAGCAGACCUUUGUCCUAUGGAGUGCCCAGCAAACAGCGCGUACUCUACAUGCACAAGCGCCUGCCCUGCGACCUGCGUGAACCCCAGCGCCCCGGACAACUGCAACCUUCCCUGCGAGGAAGGCUGCGAGUGCGAUGAAGGCUACGUGCUAAGUGGACAGGAAUGCGUACUUCAAACGAACUCUAGGAGAUGUGUGGCAAGAUGA
Molecule: messenger RNA, 1470 nt
Organism: Branchiostoma floridae (Florida lancelet)
Lineage: Eukaryota; Metazoa; Chordata; Leptocardii; Amphioxiformes; Branchiostomatidae
Product: IgGFc-binding protein-like
Exons: 9
Coding region: 13-1470 (485 amino acids)
Cellular component (GO): extracellular matrix
Source: RefSeq, a predicted model, not a curated record